This is a messenger RNA of Blepharisma stoltei, 591 nucleotides long. The record is from the annotation of a GenBank genome assembly. Lineage: Eukaryota; Ciliophora; Heterotrichea; Heterotrichida; Blepharismidae.
AUGAAUCACAAUAAAAAUCGUGAAGGGCGCAAGAGAAACAUUGACGUAAAGCUUAGAUCUAGGAGAAUCGAGACACUUGUCAAAAAGGCUGUAGAGUUAGCUAUGCAGCAUGAAGUUGACUUGCUACUUGUUGUAUAUUCCCCAGACACAAAAUCUUGGAUUGAAUAUUCAUCUAAGGAUGCUGGACAACUCUUCUUUGGCCUACAAGCUGCCAAAGAACACAUGGACAAGGUCGAGACUUUUCACAAUGACAAAAUCAAAGCUCUUCUGAAGACUGACGCUAAAGAGACGAGUACUUCCCCGCCUCCUACGAAGCGCCUUAAGCAAGCAACUGACGAGUCACAGUUUUCCGAACCUACUGAUAAAGUCAGGAAAGGACUGGAUUCUGAUGCAAGCACCUUGAGCACAAAUGAGACUCUGCCGAAACUGUCUCGAAUUAAAGGUAGCCCUACUAAUACUAAUUUAGAGCUAUCUGAAUCGACUGAAUUAACUACGGUACCAUUUAAUUUUGCCGAUAUGAUUGGAAAACAAGAUUCAUUAAAAUUGCCUACGACUUUAGCUGAUUUGGAUCCUGAUGAUUUCUUGUUUUAA